Penicillium antarcticum is the source of this 795-nucleotide messenger RNA. Its product is annotated as GNAT family N-acetyltransferase. The transcript is spliced from 2 exons. The coding region runs from base 1 to 795 and encodes 264 amino acids. The record is from RefSeq and is a predicted model, not a curated record. Lineage: Eukaryota; Fungi; Ascomycota; Eurotiomycetes; Eurotiales; Aspergillaceae.
AUGCCUGUCUUCUUCAACCCCCUCACGAAAGAGCCCUAUCUCCGCCUCCCAGCACCUUGUUCCCACAUAAUCAUCACAAUGGACCGUCUACACGACAUCGAAGAAACAUCAAAAGAAAUGACGAAGAUACUCAACGAUCCACUCGUCUAUCCAUGGCUAGAAGGUCCACCCUACCCAUUCCUACCCAAAGACGGCGAAGACUGGAUCAAACUGCAGUGCAAAGAGAGCGAAUCAGUUCUAUCUAGACUGCAACAAGAAUACGAGCGAUCAAGAAAUCAAACAAAAUGCAAGGAUGCCGGUGAUCAAGUGGCCCCUAAAGAAUUCUUCGAUGUCUGCGCUUUUAGAUGCAUCCGUGAAGUCACCGAAUAUGACCUCAAGACUGGCGCAGCGCUUAAAGAUGUUUACAUCGGCUCUAUUAGUAUCGCUCGGUAUUCAUUCUAUGAAUUGGCGUAUGGAAGUUCGGAAAGGGAAGAGGCGCAGGCGAGGAAUAAUGAGAUACCUGCUGGAGACAAGGGUAUUGUUUGGGGAUUGGGAAACUAUCUUUCCCCCAAACUUCAUGGUCAGGGGAUUAUGACUCUUGCUGUCCGGACUAUCAUUCGGGAUUGGGCUGUUCCUCGCAUGAAUAUGCAUAUUCUGAAAGCUAGCUAUCUUGUUGGGAAUGCAGGUAGUGCGAAAGUGAUGAUUAAGAAUAACUUUGAGGAAGUGUCUACUUUGGAGGAUUGGGCUCCUGAGAGUAAGGCUCGGGGUCGACCGAGGAUGUCUAUUGUUGUUUUGAACUGGAAGGGCCUUUCAUAG